CAAACACUUAAUUUGCAAAACAAUGGUGAGGGGAUAGUAUUUAAUUAAUUCUAUAUCUAUAUAUAAAUCUCUAGUUUCCCGAAAUUCCCUUCCAUAGUUUCAUACCGUACCCUGCCGCCCGCAGAAGCUUUCAUAAAACCAUCGACAUGUCGUCUUCGUCCAUGGAACUCAUCGAGAAGCACCGAGAGAACGCCGAGAUACACACAGAUCCGACGGUUUGCAAGGAGAAGGUCCUGGAGCUCCUCCGGGAGAUCAACAUGCCGUCGGGGCUCCUCCCCCUGGGCGACAUCGCGGAGGUCGGGCGGAACUUGGAGACCGGAUUCGUGUGGCUGAGGCAGAAGGCGGCCAGGGAGCACACUUUCGAGAAGAUCGGGAAGCGCGUCUGGUACGACAAAGAGGUCACCGCCUUCGUCGAAGACCGGCGGAUGAAACGCGUCACCGGCGUCCAGUCCAAGGAGCUCCUCAUCUGGGUCACCCUCUCUUACAUCCACAUCCCCGACCCGGAUGCCGGAAAAAUCGUUUUCGCCACCCCUGCCGGCCUCUCCAGGUCCUAUCAGGUCUCGGCGUUUGAAGACGACGACAAGAACUGAAGCUAGAUCCACCGGGUCAAUCAAUAAACUGGAACACUCAAACCUCACCUCGCCGCUAUAUCAGUUCUCUAUAUUGCUCUAAUUUUAUAGAUUCCUAAAUGGUACAAAUUCUAAUUCCACAUCUCUUCUCUACUUAUUUCAUCUUUAUAGAUAUUCGACAUUGUUCCAUGCGUAUGUAUACCUUGUCUCCAUUUUACUCGUACUUUAACGAAUUUCUCUUGUUAUUUGGAGCCCAUUUGAUUUGCUUUAAUUAGAUCUUAUCACCAACGAGAAAUCAUUUUGUCCCAACACUCAAAACUUAACCAGCAAAUCAUCGAUGCUUAAGAUUUAGCUACUCUGAAAGACUAAAACAUCCAAAUAGACCACAUCUAAAAAAAAAAGUGGAAUUGGGGUUUUGGAUUACAGUUGAUCACAUCUAAAAAAGAAAAAAACUAUUUGUACUACACAUUUUUUUGUACACAAACCAAAGUUGUCUCACAACGGUUGGAGUGUCAUUUUAGGUCUUUUAGUCUGGCAGGCUAGAUCCAUGGAAUUGAAGCACAUGCUUUCUCACAUUAAAAAGAAGGAUAUUAAUAUGAUGGAUCAAUAUAUGUGUGAGAUAAAGUUUAGAAAUAAUGACAUGAAUAAUACUAAGGAGUUUUGGCUGGACAAAAAUAGGACUAGAUUUGAAUUGGACAAAAAAAAUCAAAUUUUAAGCAAUGGACCGAUAGGCCCCUAUCAAUCUAUCAGGCUAUCGUCGAAAUUGUCCGCUUCUCCCCAACCUACCCCUCCCGUCGAAACCAUCUGCUUCUCCUAGAUAACCAUAGCCAGCCUCUCUCAGAGCUUACACCAUCGAUCGCCGCAGCCCCUUCUCCGCCACAGCCCCUUCACCGCCGCUAGUCCGCAACUGCAGCAUCGCACAUCACAUCCCCUUCAGAUCUACAACAAAGACCGAAUCUACACCCCGCUUCUUCUCCUACCCUUUAUUCAGACACGAGUUUGACUAGAUCAACGAUGAAUCAAACGUUAGUUUCAUAUCUCGCAGUUGGUCGGGACAGGGAUUCGGCGUAGGGUACGGAGCGAGUACGGUGCGUGGCUAGGGUUCGAUCUAUGAGUCUAGUGUGGCGGGCGGUUAGGGCUCGUUUGGUCGGUGUUGGAUCUGAGGGCGGGGCACGAAGAUGGGAUUCGACGCUUACAGGGGGCGCGGUGUGGGGCUGGGGCUGCGAUUGUGCAAGGUUUGGAAGAGGG
Cuscuta epithymum is the source of this 1817-nucleotide messenger RNA. The record is from the annotation of a GenBank genome assembly. NCBI's taxonomy places the organism in Eukaryota, Viridiplantae, Streptophyta, Magnoliopsida, Solanales, Convolvulaceae.